Molecule: messenger RNA, 1235 nt
Organism: Triticum aestivum (bread wheat)
Lineage: Eukaryota; Viridiplantae; Streptophyta; Magnoliopsida; Poales; Poaceae
Product: PLASMODESMATA CALLOSE-BINDING PROTEIN 3
Exons: 4
Coding region: 210-812 (200 amino acids)
Source: RefSeq, a predicted model, not a curated record
GCACGCUCCCGUGGCAGGUCAAAAACCCACGCGCACCCCGCACAUCGCACGCCCAAAGCACACUCCCUCCGGCCGCAGCUCCUGUAGACCUGUACCGUGCCCACUGCCCACUCUCUUCACUCCCCUCCUUCCACCCCCUGCUCGAGGCACAGCCCCUUCUGCUACCGGAGCUCUCCACCGCUCUCUGCGCCGGCGUUCUCCAGCUCGCCAUGGAGGCGCCGCUACUGGUGGCCGCGCUGCUGCUGCUGUCCUCGUCCCUCGUCGUCUCCGAUUUCUGCGUGUGCAGGUCGGAGCAGCCGCAGGCGGCGCUGCAGAAGACCAUCGACUACGCGUGCGGGGCGGGGGCGGACUGCAACUCGAUCCACGAGCAGGGGCCGUGCUACAACCCCAACAACGUCGUCGCGCACUGCUCCUGGGCGGCCAACAGCUACUUCCAGAAGAAGAGGGCCAUGGGCGCCACCUGCGACUUCGGCGGCACCGCCCUCGUCGUCUCCACCGACCCAAGUUCUUCAGGCUGCUCCUACCCCUCAAGUGCAAGUGCUGCUGGAACAUCAACGACUCCGACCGGGGCUGGGACUGGGAUCGGAGGCACACCAGGGGGAACUGGAGGCACCUUCACGCCCGGUGCCGGCACUAGCACCGGUGGCAUGGGAGGAACCGGCACGGGGACGGACACUACCACUGGGUUCGGCGGCCUGGGUCCAACCGGCACGAGCAACAUGGACACGGCCGCAGCCGGCUUGCAUCCAAGGUCCGGAGCGCCUGCCUUCCUUGCCGUGCUCCUCUCCUUCCUGUUCCUGGUAUUCGCAUGAAGCUGGAUCGCUCGCUCGAAUUUGCCCGGGGUAGAAGAAAGAAACCGCUUUAGUAAGCUUGUUGCAGGGCUAGUCGGAUCUUAAGGACAGAGGAUGAAAAACCUGAUAUAUCUGAAGGUGUCAUCCUGUCCAAAUGAAGAAGAACAAGAACAAGAAAAACCCUGCUUCCUUCUUGUCUGGUGUCAAUGGCAUGCACAUGGUUUGGUGCCUUUUGUGUCCCUUGAUCUGAUCUCUUGCUCUGUAAUUUGGUAGGAUGGCCGUCGCUUUCGUGCAUGGACCCUUGUCUUCCUUCCUCUUUUUUUCUCUGUUCGUCUUGUGAUUCUAGGGGAACUAGUACUAGGUUAGUUGUUCAAGGCUGGCUGGAGUGAGGAUGUUGUUGGAACAAUGGCAUACUAGUAUCAAGUUGCGAUCGAGUUCUUGUCC